This is a messenger RNA of Penicillium canescens, 1485 nucleotides long. RefSeq lists its product as uncharacterized. NCBI's taxonomy places the organism in Eukaryota, Fungi, Ascomycota, Eurotiomycetes, Eurotiales, Aspergillaceae. The record is from RefSeq and is a predicted model, not a curated record. Gene Ontology annotation, cellular component: membrane. The coding region runs from base 1 to 1485 and encodes 494 amino acids. Gene Ontology annotation, molecular function: transmembrane transporter activity. The transcript has 4 exons. Gene Ontology annotation, biological process: transmembrane transport.
AUGGCUUUCAACACCCAGCAUGACGAUGCGCCUGCACUGGAGAAUAGAACCCCAAUUCACAGUGAAGUUGAUUCAGAAGGGGUGGAUGAGAAAUCAGCCGGAAUAUCAAUGGAGACGGUGCUUGAUCCACAGGAAGAGAAAAAGCUACUGCUCAAGCUGGACCUUGCCUUUGUGCCUAUCAUCAUGCUCACGUAUUUGUCCUGCUUCUUGGACCGGUCAAACAUCGGAAAUGUGAAGGUGGCCCAUAUGCCCGAAGAUAUCAACGCCUCCGCUAGCCAGUUUUCAACCGCAAUAUCCAUCUUCUACGUCACAUAUGUCCUGCUUGAGUCUGUAUGGGCGGUACUUAUGAAGAAACUGACGCCCCGAAACAUCCUGACUGGCCUCUGCAUCGUCUGGUCCCUCACCACCGUGUUUACGGGUUUCAUUGAAUCAGUGGGCUCGCUGUACGCCACCCGGCUGAUCCUAGGUGCUUGCGAGGCUGGACUCUUUCCGUGCUUGAACCUGUAUCUGACCAUGGUCUAUCGCCGUGAGGAGCAAGCCAAGCGUGUUUCAUACUUGUUGAGCUGUGCUGCCAUCUCGGGAGCAGUGGGCGGCUUGCUGGCCUAUGGCAUUCUGCAUAUGGAUGGCCUUGGAGGCAAAGCCGGAUGGAGAUGGGUAUACAUCAUCGAAGGCAUUUUCAGUGCCAUCAGCGCCAUUCUCAUCUGGUUUGGGUUGCCGAAUAACCCAGCAGAGGCCUACUUCCUCACCGAAAAGGAGAAAUGGAUGAUGCGUGUACGCAACGAGCAACGUCGCAAGUACAUGGGUAGUGACAAGUUCAGCUGGGAAGAGAUGCGGAUCGCGCUCAGUGACCCGAAGCUCUAUCUUUCCGGUGUGAUUCAAUUUUGCCAGGACAUCCUCCUGUACGGAUUUAGCACAUUCCUGCCAACGAUUUUGCACGGCAUGGGGUAUGAUUCGCUCAUGAGUAAUGUGCUGACCGUCCCGGUCUAUAUUUGGGCUGCGGCCAUCUUUAUCGCGGUCGCCUUCUUCUCCGACCGGUAUUCUAAGUUUGCAUCGUUUAUCUUCGCUGCCAAUAUCUUUGGCAUUGUGGGCUACAUUUUGUUGCUGACUGUGGACAACACGGCUGUGAAAUACUUCGCAACCUUCUUGUGUGGAAUUACCACCUACACAGGCGUCGGUCUAAACGUCGCCUGGCUGAAUGUGAACACAGCUCCGCAAUACCGACGGGCUCUGCAAAUUGGCCUACAGCAGACAAUGGGCAACUGCGCCGGCAUCGUGGUAGGUCAAGUCUAUCGCCAGUCCCCGUACGUGCUAGGGAAUGCGUUCUCCCUGGGUGCGCUUGUGGUGGCACAAUUCGCAGUGACCGGUCUAGGAUUAUACGUACGGCGGGAGAACCAGGUCAAGGAACAGAUCGCGAGCGGAGAGAAGGAAGAUAACCGGCCCAUUCGCUCGGGCGACUACGCAGUGGACUUCAAGUACCAUUAUUGA